Messenger RNA from Trematosphaeria pertusa, 446 nucleotides. RefSeq lists its product as uncharacterized. The coding region runs from base 71 to 328 and encodes 85 amino acids. The record is from RefSeq and is a predicted model, not a curated record. Lineage: Eukaryota; Fungi; Ascomycota; Dothideomycetes; Pleosporales; Trematosphaeriaceae. The transcript has 2 exons.
GCUGGGAAAGUCUAGGGUUUGAGGGGCGGAUUGAGCCGUAUUUGAGGUUCUUGUGAAGUCAAAGGAAUGGAUGGUCGGAACGACGGCUUGGGGGACAAAGAGUUUCUCUCUUCUUCCUUGGAUAUGUGCGCCGCUUUCGAAAGUCAUUUCCGUAUCCAUUCACGCCUCUGUGGAAAGAGACGCUUUCCGCACCCAUUUGCAUCGAGACUCAACACGCUACGCCAACCGCACCAGACUCCUACACUCGAUCAAUGAUUUGAGCUCUCCCACAGACGGACUAGCUAAUACUACAGACUUUUCGGGGACAGGAUGUAUCUCAUUUCUCUAGCACCCUUCAGAUGGUAGUCUGAGCUACAUGGCGGCGGAGGGAAGAGCUUGGGAAAUUUGGUCUGCUUGGAUCGCAUUCGAACAAAGGAACCAAUUAGGCCCUCAACGACAAAUGAAGC